CGCCAUCUUGGAGCUGUCAAACGCGAGCCUCCUGCUGACGAUGCGCGACUGCGAGCCCUCGGCGGAGUCGGCUGUCGGAGUCGCGUCCUCGCGUCCUCGCGUCGUCCGGGCUCUGGCGUUCCGUACUAGACGCGCGACCUUCCAAAUCGCCGAUUUAGGUUAACCGCGUAGUAGAAGCCGUGCGGGGCCGUGUGCGUCGUCAUCAUCGACGCACGAUUCUGCGCGAGGUUUUCUGCAAAAAGUCUGCCCGCUAGGUUGAUCUCGCUGUAAAUAACUGCCGACGACGGAAUCGGGCGAGCUGCCUCCAUGCACCUUCGCUGAGACCACGCAGCGACGGGAGGGGUGGGGGGCGAGGAGCGAGGACGAAGGAGACAAGUCGACGGGGCGCGAACGCCCCGCUAGGAAGAGACGCCCUGGCGGAGUCGAAUGUCGAGGGAUUGCGGCGCGCGGACAUGGACGAGCACGAGAUACGUGUCCUCCCGCCCUUCUCGGCCGCCAACAGCAACAGCAACAGCAGUAAGGAACGCGCCAGGAAGAAGCUCUGGCGCAGCGCGGUAGAGAUAGUGGCGAGCGACGACGAGGAAUCGGACGCGGACGAGCACGAGUGCGGCUUCUUCUCGGCUAAGCGGCACUGCACCCAGCUCUCCAAGACCAACGAGGCUCGUCCAGACGCCGCGGAACAGGAGACGAGCGCUAAUGCCGAGACUCCGGCCAGCAACGUGGAAAAUAUCGAUUACGACGAAAUUAUAUACCAAAUACAGAUCGAGGAGAAACUCAAGUUGUGGCAAGCUUUCCAAGAGGAGGAGGGAUCUAUGGAUAACAGCAUUAACGAAGUGUUGGCUUACUAUAGAAUGAUGCAUCCGCCCGAUCCUCUGGAGGAAGACUCGGUCGGUUCCAGGUUCCAUUUGUCCUACAGAGGACAUGGAAACGACAUGGAGGACACGGCGGUAACGAUGGCGAUCCGCAAUCACGGCUUAGUCCAGUCGGCCGAGCUCGCUCUUCAGCCUCACUAUUGUAAAUGCAUAGGUGUCGAUUGUUCCUUUUCAUCCAAAUGUAUGUACGAACUCGAAGACUUCCCUUACGGGGCGGUCUACAGCAAUGUGGAAACGGGCAGAUGCAAUACGUUGGAUGCAGAUAAAGUAUACGAGUGCGAUCAACCGGAAGACUUCCUCGAGCGCGCCGUCGGGGAAGCGAUCAAGAAGAAAGGUCUAAGCGCUCUGAGUGUUGAUUACGGUUGAUCCAACGCUUCGUCUACGCUCGCUCUAAUUCCCUUAUUCCUCUGCUCUGUAAACCUCUGUAAACCACCACUACGUUUUAUACUUGAUUUCGGUCAUACGACAGUUGUAAUACGUUAUUACUCUGCGAGCGAUCAUGUCUUGAGACAUUUAUAUACACAUACAUAUAUACAUUCCGAUCUAACGACUCGCUUACAAGACAACUUCAACUUUAUUUUAUCAAGUAAUGUUAAGUAACGUCCAAGUUACUAUAGCGACUUUCCCUUUCGUUGUAGCGAUUAUCCUUUCAAUAGCCAGCCAUAUAGUAUUAAUAUUGCGUUAAUUGUGCCUCCAUACAGAUAAACGUAUGUAUGGAGAUAUAAUUAUAUAUAUAUAUAUAAUAUAUAUAUACGUUAAAUCAAACUAGCCUUGUAAACCACAUACAUAUACUUGAAAAGUAUAAGCAGCUAUUUUGAUUAUAGUAUAAAAUUUGUUUUAAUUAGAAACGUGUACGUUUCCUCUUCUUUGCAGUUGUCAAAUUUGUGACUCGCUUCUCCCUCUGUACUAUAAUAUUAAUUAUAACAUAUAUGAAGCCUA
Molecule: messenger RNA, 1811 nt
Organism: Vollenhovia emeryi
Lineage: Eukaryota; Metazoa; Arthropoda; Insecta; Hymenoptera; Formicidae
Exons: 2
Coding region: 453-1238 (261 amino acids)
Source: RefSeq, a predicted model, not a curated record